Molecule: messenger RNA, 732 nt
Organism: Lithohypha guttulata
Lineage: Eukaryota; Fungi; Ascomycota; Eurotiomycetes; Chaetothyriales; Trichomeriaceae
Exons: 1
Coding region: 1-732 (243 amino acids)
Source: RefSeq, a predicted model, not a curated record
AUGGCUGAAUCACCGCAAUCCAAAGACAAGCAACCACAACCACGACCCGUAUCUUCGGGCAAGCCAGUGCAACAACCACAGGAACCAAACCAGGAUCUUGUCCUCAUCGACCAAUAUGGUAUGCCAGCAGAAGACAGCACAGUUGACUGGUCUCAUACUGUGUUAAGCUGGGGUGAUCGUGAGGAAGCUGAGGCUAAAUCUUUCGUGCUGGGAAAAGUCUUCUACGGAGAGAUCGUACGGUGGAGGGAGGACGAGUGGCGGCAGGGACUGUAUGGUCAUCCAUCUGAUCCGCAAAGCCGGAGUAGAACUGGCUGGGUCGUCAAAAGACACAACUCGCCACAGCAAGCGUUCACUGGUCCCACGAUAGCCGCGCCGGCAAAUAGUUUUCCAUCCUUGCCCGAGCUCGAGGGGGAUGACAGCUUCAUACGAGAGGCAGAUGACUUCAUCGCCCAGCUCAAUCGUGGUAAUGCCAACAGUGUACAGCAACCGAGCUCAUACCAAGGAAUACCCGGACAGACAGCACAUCGAUGCUCACAUGGGCCUGUUGUUUCCGUUUCGCAUAAUGGACCACCUCGGCCAGUAAGUGAGGGCGACCGACAGCUGAUCAGAGAUUACAAAAAGCGGGCCGAAGAGCGAAAGACGCAAUUUCGAAUUGAGAGGGAGAGGGAGGCGAAGGCAAGGAAAAUACCGAGGACGGCCAGUGAAGAAGCCUUAGAGAAAGGACGACGCUAA